Biomphalaria glabrata is the source of this 4295-nucleotide messenger RNA. Its product is annotated as testis-expressed protein 2-like. The record is from RefSeq and is a predicted model, not a curated record. Gene Ontology annotation, cellular component: endoplasmic reticulum. Gene Ontology annotation, molecular function: lipid binding. The transcript is spliced from 10 exons. Bases 246 to 3350 code for a protein of 1034 amino acids. NCBI's taxonomy places the organism in Eukaryota, Metazoa, Mollusca, Gastropoda, Planorbidae.
UAAAGAUCAGGGGCAAGUUACCAACACCAAACAAAACAAGAAAAAUGAGCGAUAAUGCUAUCAUAAGGCUCUGUAGACCUCUGACUAUAUUGAAUAUUGACUGAUAAUUUCAAGUGCAAGUGUUAUCCAAGAUACGACUUGAAGCUAAUUAAGACGGAGAUGUUUGUUACAAUGUCACCAAGAAGGAUAAUAGAUAAAUAGAUUUAUUUCUUAGUUGACUGUUUCAGACUGUAGCACUGCUAAUUAUGACAUCAAAGAAAAGCCUUUUGAAGCCUGGUAGGCCUCCACCACCAAACCCUAGUGCAUUGAAAGGCGGCAUCAGCCUGUCUGGGUUUAGUUUCAAGAAGCUUGAAGAAGAUGAUAUUGAUGAGGAUCUAACAGCAUUCACUGGAAACUACAAAAAAUCAACAGAAGAAUCUCAAAAGUCUUUAAAGAGAAGUGAUAAGCCAUCUAGCAGUUCUUCUCUGCCUGAUAGCAUUCUGAAAAUGGAGAGAAACAGUGGUGAGUCUAAUUCUACUAAACCUACUCAAAAAUCUAGUGAUGCCACCAGCUCACCACUUAGAACUGCAGCGAAAGCAAAAUUUGAUUCAUCCAAAGAACUCUUUUCAGGGCUUAAAGGUAAAAUUACGGACAAAAUUUCCAGAACCAUUGAAGAGUUUUCUGGUGAUUCUAGUAACAGCCCAAGUCCAGAUAAAGAAAGAUUUAAAACAUUCCCCAUUCCCAAAAGCAACAGUUUUGGUGUGGUUGAAAAGGAGGAAGCUCCUGUUUUACAUGCAGCGUUACCUGUGAGAGAAGGUGUAUCAGAAGGUCUUACCAAGAAAGUGGCCUUAAACUUUUCGCAGAAUCACCAGUCAGCUGGGGAUGAUACUGAUGGAGAAGUUGCCCUUAAUAAAAUACUGGAUGCUGUACCAGAUGUGUCUCAUUCUAAAGAAAUCCAAUUGGUGAAAGAUCACCCACUGGCAGAAUUGGAAGACGACUUUGAGGAUGUCAUUGAGGAUGCAGACAAUAAUUCUCAUGUGAAAUCAAAAUCUGCUGCUAAUGACAACUUCAAAGAUGUUCGUUGUGAUAAUCUGAACAUUGAAGUCUUUGAAGAGUACUUUACCAAUGAACCUGCUGAAGAUUUUACAUCUUUUCCAGGAAUACAAACAUCUACUCACCUUAAGCCACGUUCUAAAAUUGGCAGACUAAUAAAAAAGGAGCAAAAAACAUCAGCAGUAGCCACCAUGUCAAAUUUGCAUUAUACCCCAGAUGAAGAAAUUGCUGAUCUUGGGGAACACAAAGUUUCAACAGAGGAAACUAAGAAACAAAAUGAAACAGAUCACUUAAAGAGUGAACGUGUGAAAGACUCCAGUAAAGUACAAGAAUCCACUUCCGGCAUGAUUUUACGUCAGAUUAGCUUAGACAUCACGGUUGUGCCCUAUCAAAAACUGGCAACAUUUACGGUUGUGAUGUUUGCAUAUUUCAUUAUUCCAUUCCCAUCUUACAUUUCUGGUCUGUUGAUGGGAAUUUUCUUGGCCUCAAUUGGAUGGGCUGUGUUCAUGUGGCUCAAGCAGCCACCCACACCUGAAGAACCAUAUGUGCCUCCUCCCUUUGUUGAGCCGCCACUCCCUGAAAUGAAAUUACCCUCAGAAAGUGAAGAACAUACUUACAAGGGCUGGAUGAAUGAGCUCACAGACUAUAACCCAGAUGAUUAUCAUAUCAAUAAAACUCACUCAGUUUUUAUCAGCCUCGAAAACACUAACCUUCGAUUGCAGCGACCAAAGAACUCCAUACCUAAACGUGCAAUGUGGGAUGAAGUGCUCCCAAAACCACAGUUUAUUCAUCAGCGGCACUUUGAUCUUGCUGGCUCCAUCGUCUUUCUGCUGCCACAUGGCUUGGUGGACAAGAGGAUCUGGAGUAAGAAGUAUCCAGUAUGCAUAUCCUUGCCCUCCAAGAUAACCGGUGAUGCCAGCAAGUUGAAGCACAUAUCAUCUGACACAACCAUGACAGGAAAAAAAGAGAAGCUCACUGACAUGGGCUUUGAAAUUGUGACUGAAAAAAAGUGUGAAAAUAAUAUUCUGUAUCUUUUCGCUAGAACAUGUCGUGAGAAAGAGGAAUGGUUUAAAAGGUUUACUGCUGCCGCUAAUGGAAAACCUUUAGGAAAUCAUGUUUUAGAAAUGAAGCGUGCAGUGUCUCAGAACACAUCUAGAAAAAGUCAGGAGAUACCAAGACACAAACGUGAGGGUUCAACAGAUUCUGUUUCUUCCUUUACCGAACUUCAGUCAGAUAUUCCCAGAAAAGAAUCUGAAUCUGUUGAUCUUCUUACCUUUGCCCACUACAUGGGUCGCCUGAUGCCUGCUGGGUCACUGUCCCCUUCUACCAGUCCCACACAUUCCAGCCAAGAGAAGGAAGGUCUGGUCAAGAAUUUCAGCUCUAAGGAUGUCACUAAAAGUAAAGAGGGUGAAGAGGCCAAGGUCACCCCUGCUUCUGGAGAACUCUCUUGUGAUUGUCAGCUGUUUUGGCUGAAUGCACUCAUUGGCAGGUGCUUUUUUGACUUCCUGCGGGACAAGACAUGGAUGGAAAAAGUCAAAGAAAAAUUACAGAGGAAGCUAAGCAAAAUACAUGUUCCUUAUUUUAUUGAAGAACUAAAGGUGACAGAUAUUCAUUUAGGAUAUGAAAUGCCAGCCAUCCAGCAUGCCUAUAAGCCCUACCUGGAUGAGAAAGGUCUUUGGGUUGAUUUGAACAUUACUUACUCAGGUGGUUUCAAGAUGACCAUAGAGACCAAAAUCAACUUGAUGAAGCUGAAGGAAUCUCCUCAUGUGUCUUCAACUUCUGUUGACCAUGUUGAGCAUGUGAAGUCUCCAGUGACUGAUGCUGAAGAGGAAGAUAGUGCUGAAUCCUCAACAGAUGAAGAGGAAGAAACUCCUUCAGCAUCUGAAGACAGUUCAGGGGGAGGCACAAGCAAGAAGCUUCUUCGUUAUCUGAAUAAAAUCACCCAGUCUAAGUACUUUCACAAAGCCACAGAAUACAGUGUCAUCAAGCGAGCCAUGGAGAAUGUCUCCAACACACCUUUGACCUUGACUGUCACUGUCAAUAGUUUGAAUGGUACAUUAGCAAUGAACAUACCCCCGCCUCCUUCUGACAGACUAUGGUAUGGCUUUCGCAAAAAUCCACAUCUUCGUCUUUCAGCCAAACCACAAGUAGGUGAAAGGGCAGUAACCAUUGUUCACAUCACAGACUGGAUAGAAAAGAAAUUAGCCAUUGAGUUUCAGAGAGUUUUUGUGAUGCCAAACAUGGAUGACCUGAUCAUUCCAAUUCUUGUUCCAGGCCAGAUUAAUGGAACCACUAUUUCAAGAUCAAUUUCAUUGUGAUAACUUCUAAUUUCCUCCCUCAGCCCCGAAUAACUUGCCUCUCAGUGCUUAUCUUCUUGUUUUUUUUAUGAACAUAUUGUCAUAAUUGCUUAUUUGUUGUUUGAUAUAAAUAUAUAUUGAUGAAUGUAUUGUAUUAUAACUGCCCGAUAGCAUAAUGAAUGAAUGGCCUCAUAUACAUAUCAUAACACGGUUGUCUGCAUAAUGAGAGAAUGACACUCUAUGGGUAUAAUGACUUGACAGAUUUUGUGCAUAAUGAAAGAAUGGCACUAGGUGAUGGAUUUUAUCUUUUAUUUCACCAGAAAAUAGGGUUGGUUUUCUAAUCCUUUUCUUUUUUUCAAGGAUAUCAGUGUAUCAUUAUUUUUAACAAUAUCAUUAUAUGAUAUUGUGAAAUAUACCAGUAUAUCCCAGUGGUUCCUUUAACUGUGUUCCGUAUCCCCAUGGUAAGAAGAUCCUCCUGACUGACAGUUUAAAACUGAUGACAUUUACAAUACUGGCUUUAGGAGCACAGAGGGAUAAUUCCAGUCAAAAAAGGUGCUGGGGGACCCACUGGUAGCUUAUAUUCCUUUAGAGGAUAUCAGUUUGUCCUACAUUAGGGAUAUCCUAUAUUUAAAACAAACCUAUUCAGAGGAUAACUUUUUUUUUUAAUUUAAUAAUGACUUUAAGAUGUAGGAAUUAUCCUGUGUUGAGGAAUAACAAAAAUAUUUUAUGGUUUAUUAUUUGAGAUUCAUAUAAUGUGUCCUGCAUAGAGGAUAUCAUCAAUAUAUCUUGUGUUGUGCUCAUUGUGUGUUGGAGAUAGGUGUUUAAAGGAUUAAGGUGUGCUCUUUGCUCCCAAUUUGAUACUUGCUUUUUUUUUAGUUUGAAUGCCAUGUUUCCAUACACUUUUUAUUUAUUAUAAUUUUACUUUUAUUAUUUAUUGUUGAUUAAAGUGGCAUUUGCUUCACUGCA